Messenger RNA from Hemicordylus capensis (graceful crag lizard), 4902 nucleotides. RefSeq names its product glucosaminyl (N-acetyl) transferase 4 (gene GCNT4). The coding region runs from base 1010 to 2374 and encodes 454 amino acids. The transcript has 3 exons. The record is from RefSeq and is a predicted model, not a curated record. Lineage: Eukaryota; Metazoa; Chordata; Lepidosauria; Squamata; Cordylidae. Gene Ontology annotation, molecular function: acetylglucosaminyltransferase activity. Gene Ontology annotation, cellular component: membrane.
CGUCCCCCGCCCCAUAGAGCAGUGAGGAGGAGAAACUGCGGGGCGGGAGUCUUUGGCGGACAGGCUCUCCCUGAAACAUGUCACGUUGCUGCUGCUGUUUCGGUUUCUGCUUCUGCUUCUGGGGGCUGCUGCUACUGCUGCACCACCAGCAGCGGGACUCUGCCCCGCCUCCGCCCUCCUCUUGCUGGGGUGGAGAGAGCAGACAGCGGGCGCCCGCCCCUCCCUUUUCUACCGCGUCAUGGAGUCCUCUCCUGUACAUAGCGAACUCUCUCUUGCGCCCUUUCCCACAGACGGAGACACACGGCGGGGGCCGGAGCAAGAGCGUGCCACCUCCGCCUAGAAACCAGCCGUGAGGCGGGGUGUGCGCAGCCAGGCCAGCUGCAAACAUCUGCACCCGUCUCCCUUUCCCGAGUCGCAGCAACCGCGGACACCGCCGCUGAGGACUCGGCUGGCACCUCGCCGCUGCGCUCUCGUAAGUGGGGUUUGUUUUUCCGAAGGGAAAGAAACUUUGCCAGCCCGGCCCUGCGCUCGAGGCAUCGCAGCUGAGUGCCCUGAGGGCGAGUUGGAAUGGGACCGCCCGGGCUAGCAAAGAACCCUUCCGCCCUCCUGUCGAUCCCCGAGAUUGCUGAGCUAGGAGCGGAGAAAGGGAGAGCGGCGUUGGAGCAGGAAGCGCGCGGGCGCCGAGGGCUGCCCAGUUGACUGUGGCUCCAAGAAGGGCGCGAACUUUCAGCCGGCCUUUUCGAUGCUAGAACUCAACGCUGGACCUCUUGCACUCCGGGUAAUUGCAGAGAGAAAUAAAUGCUUUUGCUUCAUCCCUGCAUAGAAAGGACUGCAUGCAUGACUGAAACAUAGUCGACCAAAGAUGCAUAGGACUGGAGACAUAUUGAUACAAAUAUUCAAAAGAUGGAGGAAAAGAAUUGUUCAGAUGUAACCAGUCAGUUUACAUAGUGACUGCAAAGCAUCCUGCAAUACAUUACAAAGUAAGGAAGAUACAGAGAAGUCCAAAAGAAUGAAGAAAGAUAAAUGCUCCUGCAAAUAUCCAAUACGAUGGAGUCUCUUGAUCUUGUUUGUAACAGUAUGGCUACUCUGGCUAUUGAAACUUCUUAGAGUUGAGCAACUGUUAUUCCCUCACAAAGAUCUUUACUUUGUAGAACCCUUUUUGAGCACCUCAUCAUUUGUGAAAAACAAAUACACCCAUCUUGAAAAAGGAACCCAGCAUUACAUUAACUGCUCCUCCAUUUACAAUCUAGACCCUGCAGAGAUAGGCAAGUCUUUGGAGAUAAAGAGAAAAGAGAUUGUUGAUUUAGAAGAUGAAGAUGUUGUAGCAAUGGCUAGUAACUGUCAGAUAUACCGUAAAAUUCGAGAAUAUCAUCUAAAGCCUGUCUCUUUGGAAGAGGAAAAAUUUCCACUGGCUUAUUCUCUGGUUGUUCACAAAGAUGCCGUAAUGGUUGAAAGGCUCAUCCAUGCAAUAUAUAGUCGUCAAAAUGUUUACUGUAUCCAUUAUGACCAAAAGUCAUCUAGCACUUUCAAACAUGCUUUGGACAAUCUAGCCAAAUGUUUCCCCAAUAUUUUCAUUGCAUCCAAAUUGGAAAUGGUGGAAUAUGCUUAUAUUUCAAGACUCCAGGCAGACUUGAAUUGUUUGUCUGACUUGCUUAAGUCUUCUGUUCAGUGGAAGUAUGUAAUCAAUUUGUGUGGCCAAGACUUUCCUCUGAGGUCAAACUUUGAGUUGGUAUCUGAAUUUAAGAAAUUAAAUGGAAGAAACAUGCUGGAGACAGUCAAGCCAAGCAGCAGCAAAAGGGAACGGUUUACCUUUCGCUAUGAACUUCAGAAAAUGCCUUAUGAAUACAUGAAGAUGCCUGUGAAAACCACUGUCUCUAAAGACCCCCCACCCCACAAUAUUGAAGUUUUUGUAGGCAGUGCCUAUUUUGUUCUAUGUCGAGCUUUUGUACAGUAUGUCCUUGAAAGCUCCCUUGCUCAAGAUUUUUUGGAAUGGUCCAAAGAUGCUUAUUCCCCUGAUGAACAUUUCUGGGCAACCCUUGUGCGUGUACCUGGAACACCUGGAGAGAUUUCAAGGUCAGCUCAAGAUAUCACAGAUCUUCAGAGCAAAACCCGUUUAGUAAAAUGGAAUUACCUUGAGGGCCAUCUCUAUCCACCCUGUACUGGUACACAUCUCCGCAGUGUGUGCAUCUAUGGAGCUGCAGAACUGCGAUGGCUUAUCAACUAUGGGCACUGGUUUGCCAAUAAAUUUGACUCAAAAGUGGAUCCAGUUUUAAUAAAAUGUUUGGCAGAAAAACUUGUGGAACAGCAAAAGGAAUGGGUUAGUUUGUCUGCUGAAAAUCUUUUUAUACACAGGACAUUUACAGAUGUCUCAUGACAAUAUAGUAUACCCAUCAUUAGACCUUUGUUAGUAGUUGUUUUUAUAUAUGAUACUGCUGGAAUGAGCCACAUCACUCACCACAUGUCCAUCUAUAAGCAACUCACUGGUCUAGCUUGAUGGAAGCCAGAGUGCAUCUAAAAGGCAAGGUGUUCUAUAUGAACUGUCACUGCUUAGGGCCUUAGAGCAGAGAUGGGAACAGAAAAAGCCAAGGGUAAUGGAUAAGGCAGUAGCAGCUGGUGAGUGCAGCUCGGGGGGUGAGGGGGGAAUACAACUUUAAACAGUGGUGAACUCGCCCACUGUUGUUACUUGCUAUGCUCUAUGUAGCAGUGGUGGUGGCCAACUCUGUAUCCUGCAAAGAGGCUGCUUCUGCUCAGUUGGCCUCCAUGCAUGUGUGGAAGACAUUUGAGGGGUUAGUAUGGCAGGUUUGUGCCAUGCUUACCCCUCAAGUGGCCUUCACAUGGCUGUCACUGCAGUGUAGAGCAUAUGGGUAGCGAUGGUGGAUAGGUUCGCCACCAUUUAAAGUUGCAUUUCCCCACCUUCACCAUGACCCCGGAGCAGCAUUCACCAGUCACUCCUGGGAUAAGGACAUCCAAUAGCAAAGCAAGUCAAGAUUAGAAAGGCUGAGUUUAGGUUGGCUUAAUCCAGUGGCUUUCAGACUUCUUGAAGUAGUACCUCCUCUCCAAACAUACUCUAUCUUUCUCUCAUUAGCAACCCAUAUCCUUGACCAGUACAAAUGAUUGCUGCAUGCAGUCAUGUACAUGCAGCUUCUUGCUGUGUGUAGGGACCUAUGGAAUGGGGUAUUAAUCUAAUGUUGUCAUUAGAAGAGGAAAGGGACAAGCUAGUUCUGACCUCCCUUAAACCCUUUCUCAGGAAAGCCUCAUUAGAAGUUCUUUCCAAAUCAGACUGGGAUGACAUGACAGUGAUGAAUAAUAGUUGCCAUGUUUUCUUGGACCUGUGUCUUGUAUACAUGUGUGCACCUAGUUAUGUUUCUGGGACUGAGACACCUAAAUAGAUUCUGGAGGAGUGGAAGAACUGCUUGGAUGCUAAGGGAACCCUUCCCCUUCUGCAGCUUGCUCUGAGCAGCUGAAGAACUAAACAGCUAUAAAUCUGGUAGAGUGGGCCUAGAUUUAUAGGCAAGUCAGCAAGCAUGAGUAACUAUGGAUCAGAUCAAGAUAAUGAAAUGUCACCAAAGAGUACUCCAAGGGGCAAACAGAGCCAAGAGGCCAAGACUUUUCAAGAGAAAGAAAUAAAACAGUAAAAGAAUAAGAUAUGGAGUAGUGGCUGCUAGAGCAGAUCUGAAAGCUGUUGAGAGAGGGAGGGAAGAGGAGGAGGAAUGACUGAUCAUGUGGGUACACAUCUUUUUUGGGGACUGCAGAAGGAAGGAGGGAUUGACAAUAAUCCCACCUCCCUUGUAUGAACGGAAUGUUUUCAAUUUGCACAAGUGCUCUCCUGAAUAUUGUCCAAUUAAAAAAAAACCACAGGCCAUUCACACAACCAAAAACUGUGGUGUUCUUGGGUUUGGGAGCUAUGUGUGCUCCCAAUUUUCAGUUGUGAGAAAGCCAGGUAGAAGGAAAACCUGAGUAAAAAUGAUUGUGUGGAAGCAAGGUAGAAGGAAAAGUUACGCAGGUUUUCCUCCUACGUUGCUUCCACACAACCAAAAAUUGGAAGCACACACAGCUCCCAAACCCUGGUAGAACACAGUUUCUGAUUGUGUGAAUGACCUCAUUAUCUUCUAUAAAAUCUCCUACUUACAAACUUCUUUUGAAUAGGAAUUAAGGCCUCUAAGGAUCUGUGUCUGCAAGGACACAUUUGUGCUAUCUGUUUACCCAAGGUUUAAAAAAAACCCACAACAUAAAGUGAUGGCUUACUGAAAGGAAGGAUAAUGAGGUAGCUGUUAUUUUCCCAGCUGGACUUGACUUUCUCUCCUUAAGGGCAAAUCUCUCUGUGCCUUGUCUUUGCCACAAUUUUAUCUCAGGAUAAUUGUCCCUUCAGAAAACCAAAAUCAGUAUAUGGUUUUCAUAAUAUUGAGAACCCCUUGAUCUUGCUACCUCAAGAGAGAGAUCUGUAUGCUGGAAAGCUACUGUAGUGUAGUGAACUACAGAUCACGAAGUCCCUGGUUUGACUCUUCCCUCUGCCAUGAGCACACUAGAUGGCCUUUAGCUGUGGCUUUAGGCAAGCCAUUCUUCCUCACCUUCAGUCCCCUCGUCUGCAGUAUGGUGGGUUAAUAAUACCUUGCAGGGUUUGUAACAAUAACAAGAUUAUAUAUGUGGAAUGUUUUGAACACUUGAAAGUGCUCCAUGUAUGUCGAGCAUUAUUGUAAAACCAGCAUUGAUUUAAAAAAAAGAGAGGAAUUAUUAAUGGUUAACGUGGAGCCAGUUUCAUAGCACCUGUAUUCCACAUCCAUGGGCUGCUGGCAAUUGGAUGGUGCUCUUCAGAAGUUCAAGAGUGCUUGCCCAGCCUGCAAGCAAUUCUUGUCCUGGGUGUGGAUGCGUUGUUGUUGUUAAAUAUACAUGGCUUGAAAGCUG